CUAGGCAUCUCCAUUACGGAAUCUCCACCGUUUUGACGCGCGCGCUCACACUCACACUCACACAUAACAUUUCUUCAAACUGAAAAAACAAUGGCGGAGAAAGGAGCUUCGAUGGUUCGCAAACCCGAGGACGAAUCCAGUGGGCCUCCUAAUCCUUUGCUUUCGGUCAUCUCGAAGUUCACUAAGUUUGUUAAUUCCCGUUUUCCACCACCACCGGCGGAGAAAGACGUAGUGAAGGUGGAAACGGAGAGCAAAGGGAGUGGAGAUUCAAUUUUUCGCAGUAGUGAAGUCGUGGAGCCGGAGGCGUCGAAACCGGUGGUUGUAAGGUUUCCUGAUGCUCGGACGACGACAGUUCCUCCGUUGAAGGUCGAAGCGGAAGAGUUGGAGCAAGAUACCAAUCCUGUUGUUCUUUGGCAGGUUUAUGCAAUUGGAGGAUUUUUCGUUUUGAGAUGGGUGUUGGCAAGAUGGAAAGAGCGAAGGGCAAAUAAGAAGAAGUCAAAUGAAAAUUCACCACCACCACCAACAGCAUCAGCAUCAGGAGCCGAUGAAUAGGCAUGUAAAAUGGUGUUUGGAUUCAGUUUACUUGUAAAAUGGCACAUAAUCAAGGAGGAGUACUCUUUGUUUUUACCAUGUAUAAAACCCUGAAUUUAAAUGUUGGUCGUAAUCCUUAAUAUAUCCCAUGCUUCAUCUA
This is a messenger RNA of Lactuca sativa (garden lettuce), 691 nucleotides long. RefSeq lists its product as uncharacterized. Gene Ontology annotation, cellular component: chloroplast. Lineage: Eukaryota; Viridiplantae; Streptophyta; Magnoliopsida; Asterales; Asteraceae. The record is from RefSeq and is a predicted model, not a curated record.